AGGCGGAAGCGAGCAAAAGAGACAUCCUAUAUAUAAAGCUAUCGGUGUAACAAGGAAGCAUGAGAGUUUGGAGUUGAAUGAAUUUACGCCGGUCCAUUUAGUUACGCGUCAAUUUGGCGCGAGUACGGUCGUGUGUGUAGAGGUAUUCUCAAAUCGUGUAAAAGCGCGCGAAUUUAUAUACGUACGUGUGUGUGUUUCUAAUAAGAAAACAAUUUGGUGCGGAUAAUAAAGGAACAUUAGAAAAAAUAUUGUGUUAAUAAUUUUAAAAUAUUAUUCAUUUACUUUUAUUAUUUUAAUAAACGGGAUAAGUGUCGUAGUGUUAUUUGUGUGAACUGGGAGAUUAAAACACAUGAAGAUAACGAAUGCCGGGAGCAAGCUACGUAUACAUGACAUGAGAGGAACUGAAAAUAGCCAAGAUAUCAAGAAUAACUACAGCUUGCACAAUAUUUAGAACGAUGCCCUAGCAGCGAGGAAGAUAAGAAGAGAAAAUGGCAAGUGCCGUAGCUCGUAGAAGGAGGGGUGCGAAGCGAGGUCGUUGCUGGAAGUCGAGGCUCUUAUUCCUCGCACUCGCAAUAGCCAGCGCUAAUUCACAGGACAUAUCGGCCUGCUGUGCCAAGGCGACUGGGACCUGCCGAAGCGUCUGUGAAAAAAUGUCGCUCGUCGAGAUAGCGUCCAACGCCUCCAUGAGGGAGGAAAGGAUACAAAACAUCUAUAAGUUCUGUACGCCUUCUCUGACCGAAUUCUGGAUAUGCAUGAACGUGACGAUUCAAGAAGUGGUGUCAGGGUCAGGCUGGUGGGGCCGAGCGUGCUGCGCGCUCGGGCGCUCCACGCCGUGCAGGCAGGCAUGCGCCACUGCAGGCGGCACCGCUGCGUUGGCGUCGGUCUGCCGCCGGUCCGACGAGAUCGCCUUUUUCAACUGCGUCAAACGGCAGGAGGAGGCGCAAGCGUGCUGCUCGCAGACGCAGUCGCUGACGUGUAACGAAGCCUGCCAGCGCGUGCUCUGGCGAGUGGGUACCGCGCACGUGGAACUAAACGCCCGGGAGCGUGCUGUUGAAGCUUGUGAGCAGUCCCCGCCGCUGCUGCGCUGUUUGAGGGAUCUGACUGCUUCAACGGUACACGCUGAUGCUUCCAAAUAUUUACCUUGCUGUCAUGAAUCUCCAAGCCAAGAGUGUAGGUCAACUUGCGAAUCAGUACUCCGUCGUACCGGAGAUUCGGGAGAAAUCGCUGAGGCUCUGAACCAAGACUGCGGGGCGCCGGCCAUCCAUGAUGGACUCUGGCAAUGCUUCUUGAGGAGAGCUGAGCCGCCUGAUACCAAGGAUCUCAUACCGCGCGAUAUUGCUAAACUACAUUGUUGCAGCAGGGCGACAACGAUAAACUGCCGAAGACUUUGCUUCAACACAUUUAACACAGACUGGCCGAACAAUUUUGAGAAAUUCGACUCGGAGUGCCUGGGUAAUCCACAGGAGACGGAUUUGACGCAAUGUAUAGAAGAAGUGGAAGCUCCAUGUUCGCUGGGCUGCGCUGGAUUGACGUACUGUAGUCAGCUUAACAACCGACCGACUAGUCUAUUUAGAUCCUGUUCAGCUCAAGCGGAUCUUGAUGCUCAUUUGGCUGUGGCAGAACAAAAAGACAGUGGGUCUGUAAAGGUAUCAGGGUUGACAUUACCAUUAAAGAACUCUUCGCAUUGUCCAACCGAUAUUUGGAAAAACGUCGCUUGCGCACUGCAUGUCAAACCUUGCACUGCUAAGGACCACGUCAGCCUCCUGUGCGCCGCAGACUGCGCGCGGCUAGUGUCGUCGUGCGUGGAGUGGUCGCGCGCGCCGCCCGCGCUCAACGCCGCCGCGCUUUGUGCGCGCCUCGCGCCCGCCGACCCAGCCGCGCCCUGCGUGGCGCUCACAGACUACAUGUCACCCAGCACACACCCACCGCUGUUGUCAUCCCGUGAAGCCGUGACGUCGCCAUGUGCAGGGUCGCCGUGUAACGCGAGCCAAGUGUGCGUGGUGAACAGGAACUGUCUGCAGGGCGGGUACUGCUCACGGUACAUUUGCAUCGAUGGUUGUCCAUUGGGUGAUGGCAGUCCAAUUUUAGUCCCGCUCGGGUCUUGGGCUCGAGUUCCGAUGGCCGGUCCGUCGGGGAAGGCCUGCUUCAAGAUAUGCCACUGCACUGCCAAGGGCUUGGGGCAAUGUCAGCCUUUGCCCUGCGUGGCGGUGGAUAACUGCAGACUUCAUGAGAAAGUUAUCACACAUGGUGACAAAUACUACAUGGAGUGCAACGCGUGCGCCUGCGUGCUGGGCGAGCGUGUGUGCGCGCGGCGCGCGUGCGGGCGCGCGGCGCUGCUGACCGGGCUGCCCUGCAACUGCCCGCCGCACCAUCUGCCCGUCGCCGCGCCCGGCCGCCGGUAUCCCAACGCUUGCCUCGCCAAAUGUGCGGGCGCAACGGACGCAGAGAUCGAGUUCGGGAUCCGCUCCGCGUGCGCGGGCGCGGCGUGCGGCCGCCGCACGUGCCUGCCCGCGCGCAACGUGUGUCUGUCCCGGCUGCAGGCUAGUUGCCCGCAACAUGUCUGCGUGAACACAAGUCACUGCAACGCCCAGCCACCAAUGCCGGUAUGUGACACUGAUGGCCAAACACACAACAACCCGUGCCAUCUCGUCCUCAGCGGGAACAUGUUUGCCUACUGGGGACAAUGUUUGGAGCGGUGCUCAAAGGUUGGACAUGUUUGCGGGGCAAAUGGCAUCACGUACAUAUCGGAGUGUGCUGCGUGGGCAGAGUACGUUAGCGUCGACUACCGCGGCCCCUGUCUCGCGGUAGGACCUAUAUCCGACCUCAUGGAGCCUAAAUGCCAGGUCGACAGGAUAGUCUGCCCACCUUUGAUAAAUCCCAACUGUCUGGGUUUCACGCCUCCUGGUGCUUGCUGCCCUAAAUGUGGAGGAGCUCUAAGGAUUCUUUAUUCGAAAAAGCAAAUAGACAGAGCCCUAUACGGCACUAACAUAUCAUCUUCUGUGAUAAACUUAAAGAAUGUCUUAAGCGCUUUGGAAAGGCAAGUCAAAAUAGCGGAAUGCGCUUUAAGAGGUUACUUGACUAUUGAAACGGAAAUAUUUGUAACCGUUGAGACGAUUUUAGAGAAUCCAACUGAUCUACAGUUGCGCGUGUGUGUAUUAGAAGCUGAGAAACUGGCGGAACUUAUAAAUCGGGAGAGUCCGAUUAUAUCAAGUGAUUUAGGUUUAAGUGCGUUGUCGUAUGCGUUAACUGUUCAUACGAAUCCAACCAAAGGUGCAUCUAGUUUAAGUGUAUCUCUGUUAGCAGUUAUGAUUUCUUCUAUAAGUAUUUUUGUUUUAAGAUAAAACUGAAAAAAAAAUUGUUGUUAUUGUAAAUAUGUACGUAACUUUAAUUGUAAAUAAGUGAAUGAAAUACACCAAAUAUUAGUGCCAUUAUGAGAUUACUUGUAAUGAUAUAUU
Messenger RNA from Cydia amplana, 3455 nucleotides. RefSeq names its product reversion-inducing cysteine-rich protein with Kazal motifs (gene Reck). The record is from RefSeq and is a predicted model, not a curated record. The coding region runs from base 489 to 3341 and encodes 950 amino acids. The transcript has 18 exons. Gene Ontology annotation, biological process: extracellular matrix organization. NCBI's taxonomy places the organism in Eukaryota, Metazoa, Arthropoda, Insecta, Lepidoptera, Tortricidae. Gene Ontology annotation, molecular function: metalloendopeptidase inhibitor activity; protein binding. Gene Ontology annotation, cellular component: plasma membrane.